Salvelinus sp. IW2-2015 is the source of this 555-nucleotide messenger RNA. The record is from RefSeq and is a predicted model, not a curated record. NCBI's taxonomy places the organism in Eukaryota, Metazoa, Chordata, Actinopteri, Salmoniformes, Salmonidae.
UAGGCCUGUGUGACGUCACAAAGGAUUCAAUGUCAUAGUGACUAUGGCAAUUUUGAUUUGUGUCAUAGUCAACAUCCUAAACUUCAACCUGGGUCACACAGCGUCAGCUUGUCUGAUAGAAGGAGAAGCUGUAACGGGAUCUCUGUUGGACAAACAGCAGACGGUGAAGUGCGUACACACAGCAGUGGGAAAACACAAAGUUGGUGACAUAUCCCGCAAUGAUGCAUCACGCAGGGCAGAUGAGAGGGAAACGCCCAUCCCUGGGAGUGACCACAUCCGGGACUUCAUUGAGGAGGCUGGCAUGAACCCGGUCCGUAGGACAUAUGGCUUUAAGGGUACGAGGAGAGUCGCCCAGAUGUAGAUGCAUAACGGGGACCUGCUGCUACUGGGAGCCUAAAGCUUCACUGAAUCCACCUGGAGGCCCUCCAACGUCAGCGCUCCUACUCCUUUAAGAACUGCCCCCGGCCAAACAACUACACCCUGGGCAAUCCGCGACAAGGUGGGGAGAGAAUGUCAAGAGGAGGGAGACAAAAGGGAGGGGCGUGGGGGGAGAGG